AUCCAUUUGAGUUGGCAUGGACUCAAACUGCACGGACACAUUUUGAGGUUGCCAAUGUCAAGUUUCAUUUAUUUUUCGUUUAUCUGGUAAAAAAAUUCAGGAGUUUGGUAAGGAGCCUUAUUCCUUCGGUCCUGCAGUUUGCAUACAUAGACCCGCUAAGAGAAGACCUCGGGGACGGAGUGGGUGGGGUUUGGGGAGUGUUUCUCACUCCAGAGAUUUUCAAGUCCACGGGAAAGCUGAGAUGCGAGUUGUUGACAAGAUUUCGGAAUGAAGUAGGCUAACCUCAUUGCUCUUUUGCCCGGAGAUUCGUCGUCAUGAAGCAGUGUCUUUCUGAGCUCUUAACAUUGGUGCUUCUGCUGAUGUUAUACGUAACCGGUUGUGGUUGUGCUCUAGUCGUAUCACCCACUGGACCCACCCUGGUCAAUGCUUUCGUUGGCACCAAUGUGACCCUUGGUGUGUCCUACAGUGGAGCGACUGGGCCUUUGGUGACCUGGUACAUGGGGACAGUACGAGUGGCUAUAUGGAUAGCGGGCUACAGCAUUCCUCCCGACAUCGCUCCUAUGUACAGGGGGGUGUUAUCCGUAGAUCACAGCGGGUCUCUCAUGUUCUGGAAUAUUCCGCUCAACUAUAGCAGUACAUACACAGUGCAGAUGAUGAAAUCAGGGGGCCGUGAGGCAUCGCUCAACUUUACACUCUCUGUAUAUGACAGCAUCCAGGACAUUUCUGUGGGCACUGGGGUGCAAGAUGCCAUUGAGGGAGGCCCUGCGUUUGUGCUCUUCUACAGCUCAGUGCCAGGCCAGGCCACAUAUUCAGAGUGGUACUUUAACGGUCUGCCGGUGGCAGAUGGCCCUGUCUACUCCAUCAUGGAGAAGAGUCUGACGAUAAAGCGGCCGAGCCGCAAUGACACGGGCCGCUACAGCGUCGUCCUCACCAACCCGUUCAGCUCCGGGACACAGUACAAGGACGUCACCGUGUUUUAUGGGCCAGACCAGCCAUUUCUGGAGGUCAGUCCUACAAAGGCCACCUUUGUUGCAGGGGAGACUCUCUCUCUGUCCUGCCGAGCUGAAGGAGUUCCCACACCCUCUGCUACCUGGGUUUAUAAUGGCCACGGCCUCCCAACCUCCUCCAAUGGAACGCUCGAGCUCAUGGAUGUGCAACCGAGCCAGAGCGGUGUUUACACCUGUGUGCUGCUUAACACGAAGACCAGUGCACAUCUCGAGAAGGACAUCACCAUAGAAGUGCGGGGUCUCAGUACGACUGCUAUUAUUGGCCUAGCUGCUGGAAUCCCUUGCAGUAUCCUUCUAUUGAUCCUACUCAGCAGCCUCAUCCUCCUGUGUGUCUUUUGCUAUAAAAAGAAAGAUCGAAGCCCCAGAUAUCCUGUAUCAAGAGCAGUGGAGAAAGCUGUGGUCAGUCAGCCUGAUCUGACCAAACCUCACAAACUUUUGACCAGUGGACUUAAACAGCCUCCUAAUUACAACCUUUACUGUAAUCAGGUGAUAACAGAACGAGGAGGAUCGUUGCCGUUGGCGACCCACCCAAUGAGAAUGGCUACUACAGUGUAACUGCUGCUCUAGCUCUCUUCUAGUCUAGCGUUUAAACAUUUUAUUUCAAAUAAUGCUUUUAUGCCAUUAAAGGAAUUUAAAAAUGGGAAAACGCCCAGAUCCCAGCAAUGUGUAGACCUACCUCAUCUCAUUUCCCAUGGUUUGCCAAAGAGUCACUGACUGACUUUUUUAAUAGACAGACAUUAGUGAUGUUAAGUUUAAAUGUAGGAAUUAAUAACUGAUUUCUUCCAUGGAGACAACAAAACACUGUUGUAAACCUCUCUGGACAAGAGCAUCUGCUAAUUGCUGGAAAAAUGUCUAACAUGAGCUACCUUUUUUUCCUUCUGGAUAUCUAUAAACCAUUUUAAUAACAGGGAAAUGGUGUCUAGCAUACAGAGUCUGUUUAUCUGUAUGAGAACCUGAUCUGGUUCAAAUCUGAGCCACCCACACAUUGGUUUGUCACACAAAUGGCGUCAAAGAAUUAAAGAAUUAUAUAUUUAGGGUUGUAAAAAGAGAAACUUCUUAGCAUGCUCAAGUGAUGUGUUUUUAGUAAAUAAUAUGGAGAAUUAGUAAUGUGCUCUUUGGUAGGAAGGCUAGAAGUUUACUUGAAGUUUAGAUACUAGAAGUUACUUGGCAACCCUGAUGAAGGCAGUAUCUGCUCUGUGGGUAACUUUCUCUGAUCUGUACCAGUGCGUUUAAACUUUUUAUAUUACCUAUGUGUAUUUGCCAUGAAAAGAACAAUUUAAAAUGCAGUGUGUGAGUGGGUCUCAGUAUGAAGUGAACUUCUCUUAUUUAGGGCUGUUUUGAUUUCAGAUCCUCUGGUUUUUGUUCUUUUUGGUAAUCAUUUUGCUUCCUCGUUGCCAAAUCAAGGGCUCUUUUCAGCAGUGUUGUCAUUGUAUUGGGUGUAACUGUGCAUUUUAAAUUAGUGCUCUUCGUUUGUAGUUCCUUUAAUACCAUUUUUCUAAGUCUCACUUCCAAAAGAUUUCAGUAGUUCGAGCUGGUUAAAUGUUUUUCACAUGGUUUUUACUUUGCAAAAAGAGAAUAUAAGAAAAAGUCUCAAUAUUUGAAUUUUUUUUCUUACGUCUUAAUACUGUAUUUAAUUAAUUUAAGCCUUCUUUAAAUGUGCUAGUGCCAUUGAGAAUGUAAAUCUCUUUGACAAGAGAGACCUGGUGUAUCAUCCUAUGCAACACAGCAUGCACAAUUUGUAAAAUAAAAAACAGUGACAUUGA
This is a messenger RNA of Electrophorus electricus (electric eel), 2770 nucleotides long. RefSeq names its product V-set and immunoglobulin domain containing 10 like (gene vsig10l). Lineage: Eukaryota; Metazoa; Chordata; Actinopteri; Gymnotiformes; Gymnotidae. The record is from RefSeq and is a predicted model, not a curated record.